Gymnogyps californianus (California condor) is the source of this 1248-nucleotide messenger RNA. It is a transcript of the gene CNRIP1, whose product is annotated as cannabinoid receptor interacting protein 1. The record is from RefSeq and is a predicted model, not a curated record. Gene Ontology annotation, cellular component: plasma membrane. Lineage: Eukaryota; Metazoa; Chordata; Aves; Accipitriformes; Cathartidae. Gene Ontology annotation, molecular function: type 1 cannabinoid receptor binding. Gene Ontology annotation, biological process: negative regulation of signaling receptor activity.
AUGGGUGACAUCCCCGGCCUCGUGAAAAUCAGCGCCCUCAAAAUCCAGCCCAACGACGGGGCGGUGUAUUUCAAGGUGGACGGGCAGCGCUUCGGCCAGAACCGCACCAUCAAGCUGCUGACCGGGGCCAAGUACAAGAUCGAGGUGGCCCUCCGGCCCGGCACCGUCCAGGCCACGACAAUGGGCAUCGGGGGCGUCAAUGUCCCACUGGAAGAGAAAUCGAGGGAUGCACAGGUGGCCUCUUACACAGGGAUCUACGACACAGAAGGGGUGCCCCAUACCAAGAGUGGGGAGAGACAGCCCAUCCAGGUCAACAUGCAGUUUAACGACAUUGGUGUUUUUGAAACAGUCUGGCAAGUCAAAUUCUACAACUACCACAAACGGGAUCAUUGCCAAUGGGGAAACAGUUUUGGCAGUAUUGAGUACGAAUGCAAACCAAAUGAAACGCGCAGUCUUAUGUGGAUCAAUAAAGAGACCUUCCACUGAAAAGAUGUGAAACCAAUACUGCUGGACAAUCUCCCUGAAGAAAAAUCUACCUUUUUAAACCAGCAAGAAGCCUUAACAAAGGCAUACUGUAACAUUGCUUUGUUCCAUAAGGUUCCAACAACUAUGUUGUAUAUACAGGUGGUGCCACUAAAAUCUUUGCCUAUUUCUGUAUUUUAAGUUUACCAUGGCAUCUGCAACAUUUUUUAUCUGUCACCCUGAGAAUACUGAAAAGUUCAUGGUAAAGAAUAUUUGAUAGCUGGGUAGAAAGUCAUACCAUCAUAAUACUGUCAUAAGUAUUUGGAUUAUUCCCACUAAACGGUUCCACUAGACGUAGCAACUUUUGUGAAGUGUUUUGCUUUAUUGCUUAAAAUUUGGGUGCAACAUCACAUCGGUGAUUUCUGUAUUUAUAUUUGUGUUUGCUCCUAAAUCGGUGUGCUCCUUCAAGCAUUUUGUCGUACAUGUCAUCCCAGUGGACAGCAAAAAGUGCAAAUUACGGAUAUUUGUAGGUUUAGCUAAAUGGCAGCUACUGCACUGUUGAUAUUGUGCUUUCAUACCAGGGAAUUUGGAAACUCAUUCUCCCUUUUGUUAAGUGCUGUAAGAUAUUCUGUGAAAAGUCUGCUAAUUUACCAGAUCUCUCAAAAUAGGAUUCUUUGUUGUUAAGUUUCCCAGUCUCUGAAAUAGCUUUAGGAAAUGGUAUAAAACAAGCUAACCUGAAUGAAGGAAAAGCAAUAAAUCAGUUGUGGUAUCAAAGACAUCUAACAA